Molecule: messenger RNA, 1261 nt
Organism: Lactuca virosa
Lineage: Eukaryota; Viridiplantae; Streptophyta; Magnoliopsida; Asterales; Asteraceae
Source: the annotation of a GenBank genome assembly
GAGGAAAGGAAAGAAAAGGAUCCUUGUCGGCGACUCUUACUGAUUACGUGAGUUCCUUACCAGUUUUAAUCAGGAUCAGGUGCUUUUGGGCAUGCAACAAAAACUUGACAAUUUAUGUGAACAGGUGAAUUAUUUCAAGGAUGAGCCUGAAUGAUUCUACACAUGCCUUUCAGCAGUCAUCAAAAGCAAGAACGAGCCAUUGAUGACUUAAAUAUCCUUCACUAUGUUCAUGCUUACCUUACCUUAAAUUUCCAUCAAACUGGUGCGACAACAUGGCUUCAUGAGUUACGCACUGUUGAGAAAUAUGCAGUUCAUGUAACAACAUUAAGAAACUGUGGAGCCAUUUUGUUAGAAAAAGCCAAUAUGCAUGAAGUGGGCAUGGGUUCUAAUGGAAUUGACGAUUUAAUCCCUACCAAUAACAGGGUUGAUGUUGAUGAUGGUUAUACGUAUUCUGGAGAUGCAAAUGAUACAGAUUUUCUGAAUUUUGAUGAUGACGAGGCUGGCAAACCUGAUGGGGAAGAAAUAAAAAUGCUUUACGACAGUGGAUGGUCUUCGCGUACAAGGGCUGUUGCAAAAUACCUGCAAAUUAUGUAUGCCAAGGAAGAAGGAAUUUGGUUGGUGUGAACAACCUGUUGACUGGAAAAACACGCAAGGAAGCAUUAAGAAUGUUCUUUGAAACACUGAUGCUUCUAGGGCAUUUCCACUUCAUUUUGGGUUAACUAGUCCUGGUAACAUGAAUGUAAUGCAGGGAUAUUUUGAUGCAAUCUUGCUAAGGAGGAGACCAUUGUUGUUGUUUUAUCUGGACUAUAAUGUUGGUUUAUCUCUUUAUGGAGAUAACGCUAAACCAAAGACAUUCGCAACACGGUUUGCUAUACCCGAUGGGUAAAACUGUAAUUUAAGUUUUAUCUUUGUAUUGUUUUGUGUUAAUAGUUCUUAUGCUAUCUGUUUAUCUUAGGCCCUGCUUCUCUUUCCCUAUUACAUCAAAUGUUAUAUGAAUAGUAAUUUGUAACAGUUAGAACAUAAAGCCUCAUGUUCUUCACUUACUCUAUUACCUUCAUUUUUCUACGAUUUGUAAUUGUGUAGGUGGUGGAUUCCAUGUUGAGCUCAGUAGAAGAUUCACAGAGGACACAGUAUGCACUCUUUUAGCUUUAUCAUCUAAAAUAUGUGGUGUAACAUGUAGGAUUUUAGAUCCAAAUUUAGUUAAAAAACAUGAUGAAUACACCAAGUUUUCAUUAAUAAAUCUUAAACUUCUAGCUCUGGA